Messenger RNA from Verticillium nonalfalfae, 507 nucleotides. It is a transcript of the gene CBP4, whose product is annotated as assembly factor cbp4. Gene Ontology annotation, biological process: mitochondrial respiratory chain complex III assembly. Gene Ontology annotation, cellular component: mitochondrial membrane. The transcript has 5 exons. The record is from RefSeq and is a predicted model, not a curated record. Bases 1 to 507 code for a protein of 168 amino acids. Lineage: Eukaryota; Fungi; Ascomycota; Sordariomycetes; Glomerellales; Plectosphaerellaceae.
AUGCCGAAGCCGUUCAAUUGGAGAUUAUGGACAAAGAUGGCCGUCGGCGGCGGCGUCUGCGUGAUCGGCGGACCAGCCUUCACGAUGUGGCUCACGCCCACUGAGGAGGAGCUUUUCAAACGAUACAACCCAGAUCUGCAGAAACGCAGCUUGGAGAGGAGAGAGCAGACGCAGCAGGAGUUUGAUCAGUACGUGGGGAAGCUGAAGGAGCUGUCCAAGUCCAACAAACCACUUUGGACGGCAUGGGAAGACGAAAUCAAAGCGAAGAAGGAGACGGACAGGCAAGCGCACCAAACGAAAGCGAACGAGCUUGCGCUGCAACAAGAGGCUAUGAGGAGAGAGGCGGGAAAACCUUCUCGCGAGCACUAUGCUAAUUCUCACAGCCCUGUACACCGAAUUAUCCCACCGCAAACCUCCGGUCCCUUUCGAUUCAAUAUGGCCGACAUUCAGGAACGCCUCAAGAAGCUCGGCGCUGUUGCGCGGACUGGUACGUCCAUUUCUCCAUGA